Molecule: messenger RNA, 594 nt
Organism: Adineta ricciae
Lineage: Eukaryota; Metazoa; Rotifera; Eurotatoria; Adinetida; Adinetidae
Source: the annotation of a GenBank genome assembly
AUGUAUAAACUUCGCUUUUCGGAAAUCUCAUCUGCGCCUCAUGUUCAGUUUCACAAGAUUCAACAUUUAUCGAUUGAUUUUCCAAUCAACGAUCAUUUUUGGAAAGUCGUACCAAGUCUCGAUCAUCUAGUUUCACUUGAUAUUCUAUCAGAAGGCCAUGACAAUUUAUGUCAAAAUCAAUUACAAACGUUACUUGAACGAUCUCCUCGUCUAUCGUCAAUUCGUAUUUAUUGGAAAACGUUAACAAGUUCUUUGCGACCACUGUUCGAUAGUCGAAACAUAUCCGUGUACCAUUUAGAACUACUAUGUUACAACGAACGUUUGAAACGUGAAGCAUGCCAAAUGUUAAACACCAUUAUUCCAGGUAUCGAUUGUAAAGUAUUGACUCUAAUGGUAUUCGAUCGCUGGUGUAUUCUUGAUCUUGUCAAUACAUUGAACCAUCUUACAUCAUUGAAAAUUGAUUGUCACAAGGAGAAAGCUGUUCGAUGUGGUCAACCGAUAAAUACGGAUACAGUCGAGUGGUUAAAACAACAACUUUUAGCGGCAUUUCCUGAUAUUCAAAUAUCAAAGCAAGACGAUAGUAUUCGUUUGUGA